CUGAACAUAUGCAGAAUAGCAUAAAACCUUUGAAAUGGAGGCACAGAAGCAGCCCUGUUCCAUUGUUGCGUUAGCAGACCAACCAGCUCACAUCUCGCCUCUUCAGGCAUCCCAGAAUUCAUCAAAUCCUAGUCAGAGCCCUGUACUUCUUCAGCAGGAACAAGCCCUGUCUCAGACUAUAUACCUCAAAGCCCUUACCAUACCGCUGUAUCAUCCUAUCCAGUCAGGAUGCUAUCAGCCAAACAACCAGCUAGCUGCUGGUGGAAGUGGUAUAAACCUAGAGAGUAGUAAUAUGCCUUUAAUCCUAAACCCAGUUCUGCAUUCAGAGAGGACAGAUCAGUCUCAGUCAGUUCCUAAGAAACUGCCAGGACAUACUCUGACAAUAAACAUCAUUAGCAGUUUGCCAGUGUUACCACCCAGCUCUUGUCCAAAUGCACCUGCUGGAAGCCCAGGGAAAUCCAAGAAUGCUGGGAAGUACAUUUGCAAACACUGUGGACGAGACUGCCUGAAGCCAAGUGUCCUUGAGAAACAUAUUCGCUCACACACGGGGGAGAGGCCCUUUCCGUGCACCACCUGCGGCAUUGCUUUUAAGACUCAAAGUAAUCUGUAUAAACAUCGAAGGACCCAAACACAUGUCAACAAUACAAGGUUGCCCUCAGAGUCUGACCAUGGCACUGUGCUGGAGGAGAACAAGAGGGCAGCGGAGAGCUCUGCAGCACAGGGUGCAAAAGCACACGAUAAUGCCUGUGAAAGCCCUGGGACAGGGGUUAGAAAAACCACGUCAGAGACUAACACCACAAUGGACACUAAGAAACUUCCGCCCAGUAUUUCUCUGCCGACACUCAGUGCUUCAUCGCUCACAGUGGAAUGUCAGAGAGUAAAAACAGAUGGUCCCUAUAAUGCAGGGGGAAGUCAGGGUGCUCCUGAAAGAGAGGCAAUGCAAGAUCCCCAAAACUUAUCUUCACCAGUAGUUUCGCCAGGUAGUAGACACCACAGAAGGAAGAUACAGGAACAAAGAUCCCCAACAGCAAAUAAGCACAUUCAAUUGCAAAGGCAGCAAGCAACCUAUUCAGAUAAGCAGUGGGACUGCAAGCCAUCUGACUAUAAGCUGAAGAAGUGUGAGAGCACUGACUCAGGGUAUCUGUCACGCUCGGAUAGUACAGAACAGCAGCUGCUGUCCUCAAGUCCUCUGCAUAGUCUUUAUGAACACAGCACAGAGCUGGAAAACGAAACUGCUUUCAGCAGCCCAAGGGGUGCAGCAGGAAGUGGUGCAAAACUGGAUUCAGCUGAGAAAGCAACAGCUUUGAUGUUAGAGAAAAAGAAGCUGGAAGAGCAUAUCUCAAAACUGAUAUCUCAUAACAAAGCUGUGGUGGAUGAUACCCAAUUAGACAAUGUUAGGCCCAGAAAAACAGUCCUUUCCAAACAGGGGAGCAUUGAUCUGCCAAUGCCUUACACGUAUAAAGACUCCUUCCAUUUUGAUAUCAGAUCUCUUGAUGCAAACAGGAAAAAGAACCUCUCCCUGUGCUCAGCAAAAUCUACCUUUACACCCAUGGAAAAAUCCAAACCCCUGUUUUUUCACUCAGUUCCCACUCAGUUCUCCACAACAAUUGACUGUGUGUCUGUUACACGAAGCAACUCUUUGCCAUUCGUAGACAGCACAAAGAUCGUGCAUGAAAAAGUGAGUAGAUCAAAACCACCAUCUCUCUCAAAGCAGUCCCUAAAUACAAGCGUUUCUAGUUUGUUGCAUAGCAACAAGCUUGCUAUAAGUUCAGUGGAUUUUCCUAACAGCCAUCCUCGAGCACUUGUCAGACAAACAGCAGUGGAUGACUUGCCACUAAGUAAUACAGGUGAUAAUUAUUCCCCCUCCGAGGAUGUACAAGGGGCGAAAAAGCCUGGAGCUGGAGGAGAUGCAGUCAGUGCAAAGUGUAAGAAAUCAAGUCAGAGGAAAUUAAAAAUGUUCUCUCAGGAAAAAUGGCAGAUGUAUGGUGAUGAAACAUUUAAGAAAAUAUACCAAAAAAUGAAGAGCAGUCAGGCUGCCAAGAAGCUGAAGCAAAAGGGAAAUAAAGCUACAGAUGUUACCAGCUUCAUUCCUGAGCCAAAGGGGGCAGUCAGUGGUGAUGGGGCUAUAGAUGGCAGGAGCUCCACAAGCAGGAAUCUUUCCUCCCCUGUGGCCAUUUCUACCCCAAGGAUAAGCGCUGCGCAAUCAGAAACCCAUCCUACCUGUAAUCAUACACUGCAGAGCGUUUCCUCCGAGGAGAGUGGUGCAGGCAGUUUUACAGAACUAAUGGAAACGUCACAUUCAAUCAAAGCUGGCAAGCAGUGUGUAAUAGGCAAUACUUCCCAAGAAUUUAACACCAGCGAGGCACACCGUCCGGGGAAAUAUACAGGGGGUAACAACAUCUUACCAACCCCAAGCACCGGUCAUGAGCUGAGGCAGGCAGCAAGUCAGUUAAGCCCUAAAAUAUUAGAUGAUGAUCAUCUGCAGCUACACAGCAAUGAAUUGGAAGAGCCACAUCCUGUGAGAGACACCAGUGCCCUCGAAGCAGCAUGCGAAACUAAUUCAAACAGAGAUCUGGAAAAUCAUAGUGGAAGAGAAACUGCUCAGCAUGCACAGACACCUUUAAGGGUACAGAGCUGCAACAGUGGUGAAUCCUCCCAGGAGCUCCACGAGUUACCAUCAGAGAGGAAAAAACUGAAAGUUGAUGCAGCGAAGAGCAGAGAAAAUGUGUCUUUAAAAUCCAGCUCUAGCCCUAAUAGUGGAAGUCAUGUCAUAGGUGAAACAGUGAGUUCGAGAGAACAUUAUAGUAUCCCUGACGCUACUUCCCCUACUUCAAUAAAACACUCAGUUAAAGAAAAAGAAUUAAGUGCAAGAAUUAAUGAACCAGUCUACAGAGCUGAAGGCAUGCAAUGUGAGAAAAAAGUCAAACCCCACAGAGAACCCACGGAUAAUGUGAAUUAUCUUAUGCAUUCAGGAGGGGCCUCAACAACCUCCUUCAGUGAAUUUCUGGCACCUGAAUUAAAGGGGAAUAACUGCAUUUCUUUUGCUUUACAUAAGCUGACAAAUACAGGGAUCAAAACAUGUCUUGUUACAACAGGACCACUUCAAAGUGGUCAUGAUGCUGGCAUAUCUUCCAAAAUUCAACACCUGCAGUCUAGUCCAGUAACUCCGCUCCUACAGAAAAAUGCAUUUUCACCAAAGUAUGUCCUUAAAUUGCCACAAGACAAGAGCGCUGCAGACCUGAAAUUUACACUGAGACCAGAGCAGAAGACUGCACCCUAUACUUCUUCGCCAGUCACCUUGACCAAACCUUCUUGCACUGUCGACAGCAGGUCGCUCAGUCCUGAUCCUGGCAAUCUGGUUUUGUCUCCUUUAGCAUUUGAACUGAGGCACCAGGCCAGCAGAGAAGGGCAUAGAUGGAAUGUACAAGCAAACUGGAAGGCACCAAUCUUUUGCUUGCCAACCGAUCCAGAAAGGACAAAUAGCUCAACCAAAGCAGAUGACAGCUUUGAUAACCAAAGCUCUAGGCAGAAAGAAAUUAUGGAAGACACUUGGAGAGGAACAGAGAACAAAGAUAACGUAAGUGAUCAAAGGCAAGUGGAGAAGAUGAUAAGCACAACUACUUGCUCUGCACAGACUUCAGUGACGAAAGUCUGCUUCGCUUCUAUGUAUACAGGUAGCUUUUUCAUAUCUACAGACAUCAAAGGAGAAAAUCGGGUUUUACGUCAUCUUCACUCAGGAAGAAACUCUUUAAUAAUGACAUCAGCAGGCAGAGGGCCAGCUCCUAGCAAGGACAAUGAACUGACCAUCAAGGGAUGGGAUGAAGGCAGUAGCUCUUGCUGCGUCCAUAAAGACACUUCCCCAAAACUUCAGGACAUAGAGCAUUCAGCGUGUUCAAUGGACAACUUCAAUUAUUACUGCCAUUCCUUUGGCACUUUUUACUGCCACACCCUCAGUCAUCAUUCGAAAGAACUCUCUACAGAGCCUCAAAAUAGUUUGACUUGUUACUCAGGAAACACAAGGAUCUCAAACACAAAGGGCUCCUUCCCAUCACUAAAUGCUGAGCCUCGAUUAACUUGGUGUUGUUUAACCAGAAGCCUUCCUUUGCCAGCUGAGCAAAAGGAGAAGGCGGACUCCGCAUACUCUUCCUUACACAUCUGUAAGAAUAAUUCUGGCAACGAAGUCACCUUGUCAAAAUGUGACAUUUCUUUUUUCAGAAUGAAAAAUGUUAGCAAGACUAUGACCUAUGGCUUGACAAACAGGAAUUUAAAAUCUCUGGUUUCCUCCUUUUCACAGGGCCAGCAGAUACAGAAGCAAUCCAGUUCAACAGCUGGCAGUGAUGAUGCAUUAGACCAUAUCUCUGAGCAAAAGAAGAAAGAAAUACUUUGCAGAAGAAGGGAAAAGCUCACAACAAACAAAUCCAAGAGGAGCCAUAAACGAAAAAAAAUGAAAAUCAACCAAAAAUGGUACAAAGGCAGCCAAAGGCAUGAAUAUGUUCAGCUGAAGCCUAGCAGGCUAAGCAAGGAACACCGGCUUCCAAACAGGUCACUGGAUCCUGUGAAAAUGCACCACCUGGCACAAACAUAUGCUAGCCUCGAUCAGUCUGAGAAACACCUGUCUCCUGCAUCACACUUCCAAGAUGAUUAUCUACAUGUGCCGGAGGACCCAUUUUCUCCCCGCUCAGAGCAGCCAGUUUCCAAAAGGAAUAACCGUAAGAAAGAAGACAGGAAUAACUCAGGAAUAUUUUCGCCUACUGGGGAUUCAAGCGUCAUCAGGCAAAGUGACAAAGUGGAUCAAAAAGAUGCUUCUAGGCUAAUUAAAGGGCACUCAAGAGUAAAUCUCUCUCUUCAGAAGACCAGUGCAACUCUGGGGCCACCUGUGGCACGACACACCUGCUCAUCGACUCCAAACACAGCCAUGCAGCAAGCCAACGACUUGAACAUUUGCUGCUUAGUGACUCAACCUCUCAUGCUUCAGCAAUCAGCUCCAGCGCAGUCACAGUCAAAUGCUAUUUCUGACCCAGUGGGGUCCUCCUUUUGGUCUUUUCCUUUUGACUUUAUAGGUACAGGGAAAUGCCAUCAGCAUGACAUUGUGGGCUCAGAGGUUACCAGUCCUGUUUUCUUAUGGUCACAAGCAGAUCAGAAAAAUAUACUUAAUGGAGAGUCACAAGCUCAAAGAUUUGCUCCAUUAGACCUAUUGGUCCAGAGCUCUGAAAAGGGGGAACAUUUGGUAGAAGAAAAUGAAUAUGCAUCUCCAAAAGAGAAACUUACUCCCAGUUCCAAAACCACGUGUUCAGCUUUGUUGGGAUCAAACAAGCCUUGUGAGACAAUCACAAGAACUACUUUGCCUAGUAUAGUACCUACACAGGGCACAAACUCUUCUCAUAGCAGCCCUAAUAAAUGUCCAGACAAGAGUCAAGCCUACCUGCAACCAGAUGAUCACCAUGACGUUGAGACUAGUGCUUUAAAGGAGCCCUCAUUUCCCUUCAGUACCACAGAGGCCACUACUACCUCUGCAGCACCUUCCAAGGCAUACAAAAAGAGAAGUUUAGAGAUGAUGAGGAAGCAAACCAGAGUUGAAUAUGAUGACACAAGCAGUGAUGAUGAAGACAGGCUAGUUAUAGAAAUAUAGCAAGAUAAGUUUCUGUGGUAUAUAGUGGAUGCCUGUAUAAUGGGUACAUUAGGGAGGGAAAUGAAGUUUGCACAUAAUCUAUCUGCCUUUCUGAAGCACCUUAAAAUUAGAAAAGCCAUUCCUGCACAUAAUAGGCAUAAUUCUCUCCUAAACACAGUUCUUCUUUACAAGGACUCAGGCUCUUUUAUACAUUUUAAUUAUUUUGUAAGGAGCAAAGAGGCAGUUCAAUUACAUAUUUAAAUGCACAAGGAAAAUGUACUGUACCUUGGCUCUCAACUAGAUCAAUCCUCCUUAUAAAUCCCACAUAAUAUCUGCAGCUCCUAGCUGCCACUGAGUAUUAUAAAGACACUGCCGUGUAUUUAUUUACUAACAGGGAUACAACAGCAACCACCUUCUUUAACAUGUAAGCUGAGAAUUUACUGGAAAAGACAUGGGGAUAUAUUUUCAUCCCAGUGCUCCUCUCUUCAGUAAUCAUUUCCACCUUUACUGGGCUUUAUAGACAUACUAGAGAGGAAGACAUAUUCCCCAAAUGCCUAUGUUACUGGGAGAGGCCAGACAAAUACUGCUGUUUUUCCAUGCCGCACAAAUGGUAAAUGCUUCUUUGUGAUAAAAUGACACAAGCAUGCACUGUUUUGUGUUUUGUGCCUUUUCUGCUGAGAUCUACUCAACUGUUUUAUUCUUCUGCUCUACUUGGAAAAACUGGGUUUUAAUAAUUAUUGUUUCUUUGUAAUAAGGUUUUUAACCCAGAGAUUUUCUCUGACUCUGUUUAAGUAAUUUUUAUGAUGCAUAAUCUGAUAGAAUUAUUCCUUUUAACCUACUCUGAAGUUUAACUUAAUUGAAAACAGGUGACUUUUCUCAAAAAACUCUGAUCAUGUAAAAUUGGUGAAAACUGACAUGGCAUCUAUUUUAGGGAGGUUUUGACACCAACCUGUUUUCAUGCCUGCCAUGUAAAGCAACUCAUGUUGUAAAACCCAACCCAAUAUUCACUGGAUUCCACUUACACAAUCAGUUAAAACAGCAUUUGACCAAACUUAUACACUUAUACAGCAUAGUUUAAACUGACAGAGAAACUUUGAAACCAGUGCACUGUUAUACUACAGUGAGAUUUUAUACUUCACUUUGCUAUGACUUUUGUAUGAUUUUGAAUCUUAUAUACAGGGUCUUAUGGAUUAACUUACAUGUGAUAUUCAUAAUUACUUGUAUUUAGAGUAAUCACACACAGGUUAGCUGAUAUAGGUCCUAGUCAUAUUUUGGCCUAGUGUACUAUGUGCGUAUGUCAAAGAAAUAAAUGCACAUUGUGAGAAGUGAAUAGAAGUGCCAGAAUGCCAGUCCUUCUGUUGACAUGUGUAAAUGGGACCAAUUGCUAAGCUCUAAGCUGUCCCUUUACAUUAAUUUGCAUAACACAAGUGAUCAUAGUUGCAGUUCUCCAUGCAGAAAGCUUUUUAUAUUUAGCAUCAAAUUAUGCUUGUGUAAAUGUUUAAUGUUAGGGAAGCAGAUAUCAUGAUCAGAGUGUUACACUAACUUCUAAUUUAUUCAUACUAGUGUGGACAAAGAUUGGAGUUAGCUGGAUUUUUUUCCUACUUCAGGAUAUAGAUAAGGAAUAAUUCAUAAACUGUAUAUUUCUCCCUUAUAAAUAUAUCAAAGUAUUCUUGUCCAAAACCAUAGAGCUUUCAGUAGUGUUACUGUACAGCUUUGGAUCUUGAUUAUGUUGAAGAAUACUGGAAUACUGGUUUAAUGAGGUUCAUACUUGUGAUCUCCCUUUUCUACUUCUGUGAAUCCCUGGGUCCCAGUUUUGGUCUCACUUAUUAGAUUUUGGUUUCAUAACUUUGGUGUAAAUGCCACAAUCUUUAUUCCUGAUUCAUAGGAGUGUGAGUAAAAUCAGAAUUAAGCCCAUUAAGCUUUCAGGUCAGUGACCCUGUGAGUACUGGAGCUCACAACUGUCAUUACAAUUUAUGACAAUUUUUUGUUAAUGUCAUUGGGAUUUCUGUGUCUAGAACAUUGGCAGGAUAUGGCAAAAUAGUGACUUAUGCUGAGAAGCUUUAUGCAACAGAACAAAAAAUGUGGAUAUGUAGUUUCUGUUUUAGGAGGCUAAGAAGAAUCAAAGGCAUCAACAUUGAUGGAUGGCAAUGCCCUAAAAAUGACAUAUUUUUGUUGAAUAAGCAAAUUUAUAAUACUUAAAUACUGUUUUAUUGAAUGUUGAUAAGACUGAUGCAAUUGACUUAUUUGUGCAUUAUUAGAUUGUUCUCUUCUUUAUAUUGCUAAAUUAUUUUGUUUUGAUAAAAAUAAACCUUGAAGGUCACAAUGACAGUCAGAUUUUGCCCAUUAUUAAGGACUGGUUUCCAAAAAUGCAAAUAUGCUAUGGGGUGCAGG
Gavialis gangeticus (Gharial) is the source of this 7999-nucleotide messenger RNA. It is a transcript of the gene ZNF831, whose product is annotated as zinc finger protein 831. The record is from RefSeq and is a predicted model, not a curated record. NCBI's taxonomy places the organism in Eukaryota, Metazoa, Chordata, Crocodylia, Gavialidae. Bases 35 to 5629 code for a protein of 1864 amino acids. The transcript is spliced from 5 exons.